Letharia columbiana is the source of this 357-nucleotide messenger RNA. RefSeq lists its product as uncharacterized. Gene Ontology annotation, biological process: mitochondrial proton-transporting ATP synthase complex assembly. The record is from RefSeq and is a predicted model, not a curated record. Bases 1 to 357 code for a protein of 118 amino acids. NCBI's taxonomy places the organism in Eukaryota, Fungi, Ascomycota, Lecanoromycetes, Lecanorales, Parmeliaceae. The transcript has a single exon. Gene Ontology annotation, cellular component: mitochondrial matrix.
AUGUCCACUCCCAUUACAUCCAGCCAAUUAAUCCUUCAUCAAGCCAUGGCAGCAUCACCUUCCCAUCUCCGCUCUCUCUACCGCUCUCUCCUACGUGAACUACCUCAUCGACCGCUUUCCACUCCUUCCCCAAUCCAGCAACGCAUCCGAAAUUCCAUUUCCUCCAAUUCCGCCCCAAUGCAAGUCGAAGAAGCCGAACAAUAUAUCCAGUACGUGAAGGCACAGAGGAUGUACGCUACGCUGUUGGAGAGGUAUAAUCCAGGAAUGUCGAUGGAUGAGGAAGAGAAGGUUCGGCUGACGGCGAGGAGGGUGGGUAUGGAUUUGCCUGAGGAGUGGCGGGCUGGGAAGAAGAAUUGA